UUGCUGCAAGCUAAUAAACGAAUUAAUUCGGUCAUUAGCCAUGGCAACUAAUUUAGUUGCUGUUAGAUGUUCGACAUUCAUCAUUGAAUUCGCGAGAACCGUUUUUUUAAACUCUAUUCUAUUGUUACCCAAUCAUUUAAUUUUAAAUCGUUUCAAAUAUCAAACAUAACCACAACAAACAAAGUCGAAAAGUCGGAGCCAUUGGGCUCAACAGUUUUAAAUGUUUUAACCUUGGCUUUGAUGGUUUCUCAGUUCAAGGAUGUAUUUGAAUCAGAUAGAAGACAACAAACCUGACUUCGUAAAUUAAUCAUCUCGCGUCUUAACAACUAGUCAAUUUGCACUGUGUUCCUUGGAGGCCUAAAUAAUCAGAAUUUCGCUUAGAUUCCGGAUCAACUGAAUAUGGAUGCAUCACCGCUAAGUCGCAACGAUAAGCAAGACCGAUUGCUUACUUUUUUCCGAGAUGAGAAAUUUGUAGACUGUACUUUCACAAUUGAUGACCAAGAAGUUAAGGCCCAUAAACUAAUUCUUGCCUGCAGUAGUCCUGUUUUUGAAAAGAUGUUUCUUGGAGAUCUUGCAUCUAAUGAAAUCAGAUUGGCAGACGUGAAAAUAGAUGAAUUUAGUCAGAUGCUAGAAUUUAUUUACACCGAAAGCAUUAACUUCUCGUCUAUAAUGAAUGCUUGGUCAAUGUUUUACAUAGCAAAAAAAUACAUUCUGGAGGACCUCGUGAAUGUAUGUUUGGACUACAUAUCUGAAAACGUAACCAUGAGCUCUCUGGUUCUAAGUUAUGAAUAUUCCGAGUUGUACAACUUGGAUAAGAUUAAAGACCAAUGCCUUCGUGAUAUUAUAGAUGGAAUAAAUGGAGUUUUUGUUAGUGGCUAUCACAUGAAGCCUUCUACCUUGCGGGCAAUUUUGAACGAGGAUCUCGUGAUUACUAAAAUAGAUUUGCUUUGCAAAAUUGUUGAAUGGGCUAUUAAUGAGUGCGAAUUUCGAGAUUUUAGCCUUUGCCCAGAGAACGCAGUGCAAAUUCUUAGAGAUGAAGAAAUACUGAAACAUAUUAAUAAAAAGUGGUUACUGGACAUGACCUGUGAAUAUUGCAAUGAUAUUUUGGUAAUGUGUCCUUGUGUAGACGAACUUACACAUAAAACCCUUAUGUAUCUGAGUAGUGAAGUGACUUGGGAAGAGAAGCCCGAAAUUGAAAAGUUUGCCAAGUUAGUCCCAUUCAUUUGCAAAUCGAGGAAAGUAUUUAAAAUUGCCCGAAGAAUAGACCUACAGAAUGCGGAAGAAUUCGUCUCUAGUGUGUCUGUGAACACCGAAAUAGUAGUGUCAGGAAUGUUUCUAUGUACUGAAAUGAAUUGCUCAUUUGGAACCCCAGAAGAAUACAAGGGAUGUGUAAUAAUAAGAUUUUGUGAACAAAACUCGGACAACAAUAUUGUUAAGCCCACUAUCAUGAACAAUGUGUUUCCUUAUAACUCUCAAGUGUUUAUUCCUUUGCGAUAUGCUGUGACAUUAAACUCAGAUAAAAUUUACGACAUACGAAUCUCUUAUAAAAAUUUGUUUUCAGAGAAACGCUCUAGUAUUGUCUGCAGUUAUAUGAGUGACGAAUUAGUUGACCCAAAGCGCGGGUACUCAAAAAUGCAUUUUUAUGAUUUCUAUGGCACGAUAAUUAGAGGAGUCGCAUACUAUCCUGUUUAAUUUUUAAUAAAUAUAUGAACCACUCUGUCGAUAUUAUUAACUAAGUAUUUAUUGAUUCUGAAUUAGUGGAUAGUUUAGUGGAAUUAAUAUUAACGUCCAGUGAUAUGAAAGUAUGUACAAAAUGUGCUAUUUGUAUGAUAAUUAAAGAAAAAUAUACUUACACUUAUUUCA
Messenger RNA from Dendroctonus ponderosae (mountain pine beetle), 1863 nucleotides. RefSeq lists its product as uncharacterized. The record is from RefSeq and is a predicted model, not a curated record. Bases 400 to 1692 code for a protein of 430 amino acids. NCBI's taxonomy places the organism in Eukaryota, Metazoa, Arthropoda, Insecta, Coleoptera, Curculionidae. Gene Ontology annotation, cellular component: cytosol; P-body. Gene Ontology annotation, biological process: neurogenesis. The transcript is spliced from 2 exons. Gene Ontology annotation, molecular function: protein binding.